This is a messenger RNA of Parascedosporium putredinis, 1062 nucleotides long. The record is from the annotation of a GenBank genome assembly. NCBI's taxonomy places the organism in Eukaryota, Fungi, Ascomycota, Sordariomycetes, Microascales, Microascaceae.
AUGCAUCCCACCAACAGCAUUGCGGUCAUCACCACCGCCGUCCUUGCCCUGAGCAGCUCCGUCUCGGCCGCUAACAUUGGCCGAUGGAACAAGUGGAGCCGUCCCGAGGAAGCUUCAACUUCGACUUCUUGGGUGACGGUUUAUGAAACUCAGACUGUCACCUUGAAGGCGUCUCCUACCCAGAAGACCGUCUACAAGAAUGGUGGACAGCCAGCCAACAACGUCGCUGCUGAAGCCACUACUCUAGCUACCCAGGUCGUGGCUGCCGCCGAGACCCCGGUCGCUGUCGAAUCGAACCAGGGCGCGUCGGUCAACGUCCAGGCCGUCAACAAUGCCGCUUCCAGCUCCGCAUCGGGCGGCAAGCGUGGCUUCGCCUACAAUGAUGCUAACCUCGUCAACAACCUUGUCAACGGCGGAACCCGGGGUUCCUGGGCCUACAACUGGGACUCUGUUAGCAACGGCCUUGCCAGUGGCGUCGAGUUCGUUCCCAUGCUCUGGGGCGACCGCGCUGACCAUACCAACCGAUGGGCGAACAACAUUGAGAAGAGCCUCAGCGAGGGUGCCUCCCACAUCUUGAGUUUCAACGAGCCUGAUAUCGCCGCGCAAGCCAACCUCUCUCCCGAGGCCGCCGCCGCUGCCCAUGUCAAGUACAUCAAUCCCUAUGGUGGUCGUGCUCGCAUCGGUGCGCCUGCCGUAAGCAACAGCAACCUUGACGGUCAGGGUACCAGGUGGCUCAAGAGCUUCAUGAGCGCCUGCGAUCGUGUCGGUUGCAAGAUUGACUUCUGCGUUGCCCACUGGUACUCGCCUGCCAGCGAUCCUCAAUCCUUGAUCAACCAUCUCAACGAGGUUCACAGCAUUUGCGGAAACAAGCCAGUCUGGCUUACUGAGUUUGCUCCUCUCGGCAACGACCAGGAGAACGCCGCGUUCCUCAAGAACAACCUCGGCAGACUCGACGGCGAGCUUUCUUUCCUCGAGCGAUAUUCGUACUUCAUGGUUAGUGUCGGCAGCCUGAUGUCGUCGUCCACAAGCCUCAGCUCUCUGGGCCAAGCCUUCUUCGGCUAG